CACGAGGGAUCAUCGGAACGGCACUGUUCUUUCAUGCCGUUCCAGUUUUUGGCAAUUUGUCAAGUGUCACGUGCUCACAAUAGGUAACUACCGAACCAAUUUUUUAAAAUGGUUGACAAGAAGGAAUAUCCUGCAUCUUCUUCGAGAGGCCUUCGUCGAAGAUUCUCGGGCGAACACAAACGCGAACGUGAAUGCGAUGAUGCCAUCGAUUUCGCACAAGUGCAUGGGAAACGUUCUUCAAACCAAAACGAUAGACAGGUAUCGGGAUCGCCGAAAUUUGGUAGAUUUCGAAUCCCUGCCAUUCUUGUCACCUUGCUGGCGCUGGCUGAGAUUAGCCGGCAGUCGACGAAAUACUUUGUCGCGAAGAUAAGUCGUUUGGGAGAUAGUACCGUCUAUAUAAACUAUUACGACGACAACAACAAGAACAAGAAAGACGACGACGACGACGACGACGACGACGACGACGACGACCAUUCUUAUUAUGGUGGUUUCCAAGAUAAUUUUCGUACGAAUGGUCGCAAUAACCAUUAUGAUGGAGACGACAACUAUUACUUUCCCGAGCGCAUAUAUUACGAUAACACAGAAGACUACGAACACGAUUGGGAAGUCUUCAAGACGUUUGCAUCUAAUUAUGGAUCUGGAAACGAAUUGUCAGUAUUGUUAAAUUGCCCCGAUGUCCACUCAGCAGACAGAUACGCUAAUGUUGUCAUUCCUGACGAGGAAAGUUUCAAACUCAUGAACAAAGUGUAUCACUCGACAAUGGCGAAGUAUCGCACAAACGAGAGCAAGUACGAUACCUUUCCUACGGAAUACCGGAGUCAAAUGACCUUAUCGACAGAAGUAAGGAUCGCCCCUGUUGUUGGCAGAGGCAUCUUCGCAACAGAAGAUAUUCCUGAAGGAUCUGUUGUCUGGAAGUCAACGAACACUGCUGAAUUCCGAUCGGGAAAUGCUUAUAGGAAAUUCAUAAUCGGGCUAUCCAUGUACGACAAAGACUUGGCGUGUGAUGCUAUUCUAUGGUCCUACAUUGUCAAAGCAUCUCCCACUGAAUUUGCAGCUUGCAUCGACAUGGACGCGGGAAGCAUGUUUAACGACGCAAUGGGUGUUACAAGAAAUACGGAUGUAGGUGGGAUAGAUAGGGACACGAAAUAUGGCUGCACUGGAAGAUCGCUUUACGCAACAAGAAAUAUACAAGCCAACACUGAACUUCAUGUAGAUUAUGGUACAUUUGUCCAAGAUGACUGGAACAAGUUGGGUUUGUGUGCUUGGGGCGAAUCACCACCAUCAGUAGGAUGUGAGGCAGCUGCAAAAGCUACAUAUUUGAAAGACAAGGAAAUAAAAAAACGGAUAGCCCCCUUUCCAAUCGAUGCAUCUUGAAAUGUGGAUCUUAUUAGAAAGUACAGGUACUGUACUAAAAUACUUUAAACACC
Messenger RNA from Pseudo-nitzschia multistriata, 1427 nucleotides. Lineage: Eukaryota; Bacillariophyta; Bacillariophyceae; Bacillariales; Bacillariaceae. The record is from the annotation of a GenBank genome assembly.